Messenger RNA from Phlebotomus argentipes, 1240 nucleotides. RefSeq names its product proteasome inhibitor PI31 subunit (gene PI31). The transcript has 2 exons. The coding region runs from base 95 to 904 and encodes 269 amino acids. Gene Ontology annotation, biological process: proteasome-mediated ubiquitin-dependent protein catabolic process. The record is from RefSeq and is a predicted model, not a curated record. Lineage: Eukaryota; Metazoa; Arthropoda; Insecta; Diptera; Psychodidae. Gene Ontology annotation, molecular function: proteasome binding; endopeptidase inhibitor activity.
AUCCAGGAAAACAAAAACAAGCAAGUCACCGAUCAAAAGCAGGAUAAAUAGCUCGUUUUUCUCGGUUUUCCCUCAAAAUUCUCUGUGAUUCGCAAUGGAGAGUGACUACUUUGGCUGGAGUUUGCUCUUACGCACUAUCGCGAACGAUAUAAGGAGUGAUCUGGAUGUUCUGGUGGCGGUAAUUCACUGGCACAUGACCCGGAAUGGAUUCUCUUGCCUCAGCAUUGGAGACGAUAAGACCCUCGCGGAUACGGACAGAGGAUCGGAACUCCUGCCGGAGGACUGGAGCAGCCAGGGCGAUGUGUACAAGCUGAGGUACUUGAGACGGGGAGAAUUGUUCAUCCUCACAGCGCUACAGACUCAGGAAGUGGCAUUGUUCAAUCUGCUGAGCGUGAAGAGUCAGGAAGUGACCAAUGUGCAGUUCAACGUUGGCGAGACGGUGAGAGCGAGGUCGGGGAAUCUCACGGAAGUGCUCAAUGAUGCGCCAAAUGUGCUGAAGAAGAUCGAUGAGGAAUUUCUGACACCCAAGGCGAAUCAGACACCAAAAGAGCCCUCCAGAAGUCCACCACAGAGGAAUCCGCUGCUGGAGGAUCGAGGAAUUGGGAUAAAUCGUGGAAUUCCUGAUCCAUUCAGCGUUGGACGAGGAGAUUUGGAUCCUCUUGGACGUCUUGGUGGCGGAAUGCUCUUCCCCGGGCCUGGCCAUGGACACUUCCCACCUCCUGGAGGCUUCAGAGACCCAGGAUUUGGCAUUCCAGGUGGCUUGCCACCGGGUGCUGUGCCUCCCGGAGCGCGUUUCGACCCUUUCGCUCCCCUGCCAACGAAUCCCGGACGCCCACGACGUCUUCCUGGCAAUCCGGACAACGAUCAUCUGCCGCCGCCCGGCUACGACGACAUGUUCAUGUAAGAUCUUGAGGAGAAAUAAAAGACUCCAAGUGAGAUAUUCACCAACACCUUUUAUUUGAUAUCUUCACUAUCUUCAGUAUUUUGUCAUGUCUCAAUUGGAAAGACAUUGAAGAAUUAAGGAGAAUACAUUCGAUUAUCUUGUCUCUAUCAUAUAAAAUUGCUAGCAUAAUUGGUUUUACCAGAACAGGUGAUUAGGAAGAGGGGUUUUGGGGGUGGAAACGAGGGAGAAUUGUCCAAAAUACGUUAACAAAAUCACAUCGAACAAUUCUUCACUCCUUUCCGCCCACAAAUGAUUACACUCUGAGAGAAUUUACAGGAAAAGAGAGGAAAAAUGAGG